Molecule: messenger RNA, 2825 nt
Organism: Lontra canadensis (Northern American river otter)
Lineage: Eukaryota; Metazoa; Chordata; Mammalia; Carnivora; Mustelidae
Gene: TXNDC15
Product: thioredoxin domain containing 15
Exons: 5
Coding region: 107-1153 (348 amino acids)
Biological process (GO): cilium assembly
Cellular component (GO): cilium
Source: RefSeq, a predicted model, not a curated record
GCCCCUCCCCCCAGGCGCCCGGGAGGCCGGGAGCGCGACGCGCGUCGUCGUGCGCCGGUUACCCUGCGUCCGGGCCGGUGGUCCCGGCAGCUUCUAGCCCCGCGCCAUGCGGCUCCUCGGGUGGUGGCAGGUCCUGCUGUGGGUGCUGGGACCUCCCGCCCGCGGCCUGGAGGUUGCAGAGGACAGCAGUCAUUUGCAGUCGGAGGAGCAGCCUGCUCCCUCCCUGCAGGCGGGAGCUGGGUUGGCCAGUGAGGAGGAGCCCCCGCGCGGCCCCGCAGGCCAGGACAUGUCUGCAGGAGAGGCCGGCUCAGUGCUGGGGCUGGAUGCUGACGGCGACCACGUGGUGAUGCUGUCCGUAAUCCCUGGGGAAACCGAGGACAAGCUGAGGCCCGAGCCCAGUGGCGGCACCUGUGGGGCCCGAGGGGAGCAGGACUCAAGGUGCAGUCUCCGGGAGCACAUAUUCUCUCUGGAUGGCGUGGGACCCGGCUUCCAGGACAGGGAGGAGGAGUAUUACGCAGAGCCUGAAGUGGCCGAAUCCGACCCGGCCCCACCGGAGGACUCCAAUAACACGGAAAGUCUGAAAUCCCCCAAGGUGAACUGCGAGGAGAGAAAUGUGACGGGAUUAGAAAACUUCACUCUGAAAAUUUUAAAUAUGUCACAGGACCUUAUGGAUUUUCUAAACCCAAAUGGUAGUGACUGCACGCUAGUCCUGUUUUACACCCCGUGGUGCCGAUUUUCUGCCAGUUUGGCCCCUCAUUUUAAUUCUCUGCCCCGGGCAUUUCCAGCUCUUCAUUUUUUGGCACUGGAUGCAUCUCAGCACAGCAGCCUUUCUACCAGGUUUGGCACCGUAGCUGUUCCUAACAUUUUAUUAUUUCAAGGAGCUAAACCAAUGGCUAGAUUUAAUCAUACAGACCGAACAUUGGAAACACUGAAAGUCUUCCUUUUUAACCAGACAGGUAUAGAAGCCAAGAAAAAUGUGGUGGUAACUCAAGCUGACCAAAUAGGCCCUCUUCCCAGCACUUUGAUAAAAAGUGUGGACUGGCUGCUUGUAUUUUCCUUAUUCUUUUUGAUUAGUUUUAUUAUGUACGCUACCAUUCGAACGGAGAGCAUUCGGUGGCUAAUUCCAGGACAGGAGCAGGAACAUGCUGAAUAGCAACGGACUGAAAGGAGACGUCGGGACAAGAAAUUUCAGAAAUUAGUGCUGCACUUCCUUACAUACUCUCCAGUGAAGUACAGACUUACAGCUUUAGUCAGAUUAAAAGAAUCAUGCAUUUGUUGAACUGUUGAAUGUGUUAAAAAAUUAUAAAUUGGUGUUUUAAUUAGUACUGCAAAAAACAAAUGCAAAUUCAACAGAAGUCACCAUUCUUGUUUUUACUAAUCCAGUAUUUUAAGGGGGGUAAUCCAGUUUCAAAUGGGAGCUGUGUUCAGGUGGAACAGUGCGUAGAAUGAUAGUUGGCUUCAUAGGAGGAGGAAAUAGGACUUUUGACAGUAUAGUUCUAGAAAAGUCUUGAUUCCUAAAAAGUCUUUAUGUCGAAGAAGGUUGGUUUCCGUUCAUUUGCAGUUUUUCUCUCAGAGCCUGUAAGCAGGAAAAUGUUCUGUUGUGGAAGAAGAACUAGAAUUGAUAAGUGUGACCUUGUAAGUAACUGGGAAAAUAAGAGUCAAGUACUUUGGUGUUUAUGAUCUCUAAUUUCACCGGAAGAAUUUGAAGUGGUUUAAAUCAUUUCUGGAUAGGGCAGAUGUUAGAAGAAAGUAAAUAUCAUCAAACUAAAGCUUAUUUAUUAACAGUUCUAGGCUAAAGCAUAACUCAAAUUUUAGUCAUUACCUAACCAGCAUGCACUGAUUCAACCUUAAAACGUUCUUGGCACUGUGCUAGUUUGUCAGAGCCAAAAGAAAUAUGUAACACUGUUCUUGCCUGCAAGUUGAUUCUAGUCUAGCUUAGGACAUAGGUAGAAAAGAGACAAUGUGUAAUUUAUACCAACUUUUUUGAAAAGCUGUUUCUAAAAGAUCCCUUAAAUGCAGAUAUAAGACAUCUGACCACAUAAUGACAAGUAACCUUUGUAGUGACUAUUUCCAGUGUUUCAGAUAGAGUAGUACAUUUUAUCACGCACCCUAAAUUCUAUGGAAAUAGAAUCUUAGUUGAGUCACCUUGUCUGAAUGUUAUGUUGGGCAGGAGUUUACAAUUUUAAGUUGUGGACAGCUAUGGCUGGGGUGGUCACUGGUGGAAGGGACGGUGGUUCAGAAAGGUACUAGUAUUUUUUUCACUUUACAAAUGAGCAGACUGAGGCAUGGAGAGAGGCUGAGUAACUUGCCCAGGUUACAUACACAGUAAGCUGAUGAAGCUGGGAUUUGAACCUUUGCAUGUAUGUGUGUGUGUACUUAUAAGAAAAACUUACAGUGAUUCCAUCUUUUAUAACAAUAACGAACAUUUGAGUCUGUGUGUGUUCUUACUAUUUUAAGUUCUUUACCUACCAUUUUAUUUAUUGGUACAGUAGCUCUGAGAUUGACACUAAUAUUAAAUAUCCUUGUUUUAUAGAAGGGUAAUAAAUGAGGCCCCAAAUAACCUGCUCUGGGUCAUGCAGCUUCCAGUAGGGGGACCCACGUUCCAAAGUAAGCAUGGUGACUGGAGGGGCCUCUGUGCCAUGAGCUGAGAGACAAUCAUAAUCCAUUACCCUCUUGUCUUUCUCCUUUGUUUCCCAUAGUUAGAGUCAUAACAUAAUUGUCAUUUAGCACCUUGUUUGUUUUGUUUUGCUUAACAAGUGAUAAAUAUUUCACUGUUGCCAAGAGAUUUCCUAACCAUGACUACCUAAUAGAUCUUUGAGAAGGUU